UCUCAUUCCCUACGCCGAUCUCUCCUCAGCCUCCCCGCCGUUUGCUCUCUUGACGACUUCACGGCCAACCCCCACCCUCCAUCACGGACCCCCCUCCUUCAAAACAUAGGUCGAUUUCUCAACUUGUCCGCCCGUUCCGUUCACCCCAUCACAUCAAGACCAUGUUCACUGACUACACCCACUCACAUUUCCCACCAUGUAUUCCCCAAUCGACGACAUCAAACGGUCGUCAGUUCCCUGCCCCAACUGUGGCGUCUCGUCGAGUGGCUGACUCCUGUGAACUUUCUCGCUGGUCCACUGCCAUGUUCAACUGUUGCCUGACUGGCCAACUUUCUCUGGCUAGCAUUGGACGGCUAUGUAUGCGACCGGUGUUACUCGCAGCAGUUCGCAGCUCGAAUCCCAGUCCCCUGCUAGGAGCACAACAUGUAGUCCGGAGAAGCUUACAGAAUGACUUGCCUCCUCCUUGGUGGGAAGAAUGCCGAGCAAACAUGACAGGAAGUGGUAAAUGCCAUCGGCAUAAAGCGCUUACAUUCACUCAUCUGUCCGAUUUGGUACAAAAAGGCGGUCAUCGUGGCGGCCGCAUGAGAAAGAAGUCAGACAAAUCACUGCUAGUCUCCGCUCACCCUUCCCGAUCCUUCACACCAUCAUGUACGUCCUCCAACACCCCACUCUCAAUCUUCUCUCAAUGAAGCCGGAUAUCACCCCAGUCUUUCUCGUAUUAUACUUCCUGCUCUUGAAGGACCCAGAGGAAUGCCGCAUGACUUACCCCUUGGCUAAUCCAACCUCGCCCCCCGAGAGCCCGCAUCACUUUUUCUUGCUUUCAAGCCACUACCCCAUAUUAUUGCCAUGCUGGCCGAGAAGCCACGGCCAGCCACGGAACUAGUCUACAGGUAGCC
Molecule: messenger RNA, 896 nt
Organism: Colletotrichum phormii
Lineage: Eukaryota; Fungi; Ascomycota; Sordariomycetes; Glomerellales; Glomerellaceae
Exons: 1
Coding region: 162-689 (175 amino acids)
Source: RefSeq, a predicted model, not a curated record